CUUCCUGGACUGUCGGCCAGUGAGAAGAAGGGGCAAUAAGUUCUCUCACAGAGAGAGAGAGAGAGAGAGAGAGAGAGAGAGAGAGAGAGAGAGAGUGCAGUUGGCUGCAGAGCUCAGCAAUAGCCGACGUCGAGGAAGGAGGAUCGCCUAGGGGCCGUCUGCCGGAGCAAACCAAUAAGUUUUGCAUUGCUGUAAUUAAAAGUUAUCCAUCGCAAGAAGAUUAAGAUGCCACGAUAUGCCCAGCUUGUCAUUGGUCCAGCGGGCUCUGGAAAGUCUACGUACUGUGCAAAUUUGUACCAGCAUUGCCAGAGCAUAGGUCGCGUCGUUCAUAUUGUCAACUUCGACCCAGCUGCGGAGAACUUCGAGUACCCCGUCUCUGUAGACAUAAGGGAGUUAGUCUCUCUCGAGGAUGUCAUGGAGGAGCUGAAGCUUGGGCCAAAUGGAGGCCUCAUGUACUGCAUGGAGUACAUGGAAGAGAAUUUGGAUGAGUGGCUUCACGAAGAGCUGGAUGACUACAUCGAUGACGACUACCUUGUUUUUGAUUGCCCUGGGCAGAUUGAGCUCUACUCGCAUGUCCCGAUUCUACGAACCUUUGUGGACCAGCUGAAGAGAUGGGAUUUCAACAUCUGUGCAGUUUAUCUGCUUGAUGCGCAGUUCGCGUCUGAUGUGGCGAAAUUCAUAAGCGGCUGCAUGGCAUCAUUGUCUGCUAUGGUUCAGCUGGAGUUACCUCAUGUGAAUAUACUCAGCAAGAUGGAUCUUUGUCCGAACAAGAAAGACAUAGAGAGAUUCUUGGACCCUGACGUACAAAUGCUGCUGGCAGAUCUGAACAGACAUAUGCCGCCCUCAUUUAUGAAGCUUAAUCGCGCCAUAGCGCAUCUGGUGGAUGACUACAGUCUGGUUAACUUUUUACCACUUGACAUAACAGAUGAAGAGAGUUUUCAAUACGUACUUUCACACAUCGACAUGGCAUUGCAGUUUGGAGAAGACGCAGAGGUGAAGAUUCGGGAUCAAGAUGCCGACUUCGGUGGUGGCACAGAGGCUGGCGGCUACAACUCUGACGAUGCAGUGGAUGAUGUUUAAUUUUUUGUGUCAGAGUUUUGUGUCAGAAUUUCAAAGCUGGUCAAGCACGACGGUGCAGCGCUUGGCCGUCUUCUGUUUGCAGAGUCAGCUCAGGAAGAGGAAGAGGAAGAGGUGGAGGAAAUGCUUCUUACCUGAUCCUGUUUUGUAGCACAUUUUAUAUUUUGAUCUUCGAGCUUUUUGCCAGUCUUGAGGGAGAAGAAGAGGAGGAAGGGGAAGAAGGACAGCUAAAGCUAUGGCUGCUUGCAGCCGUCGCAAGGAGAAUCCUGGGAGAGGAUGCAUACCUCGAACGGGUAGGGGACUCCAUGUCGAUGGAAGUUUCCGGUCGAACAUGUGAGCAAUUCAUGCCGCAGAGUGUGGCGGUUGUGUGUGGCUAAACAUAACAAGAGAGAGUGGAAGAGCAAGGAGAGGCCAUCUUAGGUGGGUAGAGGAGCAAGGACAGGCAAUCGUAGGUGAGCAGUGAGCACGAAUUGGUGGUCCUGGAGAGUAACAAGGAUGCAAGCCCAGAAACUUCAGCGCAUGAGCAACAAACAACGUGAAGUCAGGCAGUUGCUGCCAAGAGCUAACAUAAGAAGAGAAGGGGGGGAGAGGGGGGGGGAGGUGGGUAGAGGAGCAAGGAGAGAGAGAGUCGUAAGUGAGCACUCCUUGCUGGCUCUGAAGACUAAACAUGGAUCGGAGGAAGAAGAGGAAGGAGAGGGAAUCAUAGGUGAGCACGCCUUGGUGGUACUGGAGAAUAACAUGGAUGCAAGUCCAGAAAACUUGAGCAUAUGAGCGACAAACACCGUGGAGUCCGGCAGUUGCUGCCGAGAGCUGCUGCCGAGAGCUAGCAUAAGAUGAGAAGUGGAGGAGGGAGAAACCUCCACCAGGCCCUAGUGGGAGUUGGAAGGGCGUGGAGACAGAAAAUUGUAGGUGAACAUGCCAUGGCCGUUGCCGAGAUUGACAUGGAUGCAAGUCCAACCUUGAAUGUAUGAGCGAUAAAUGUCGGACAAACAACGCCGAGUCUGGCAGUUCUCCACUAAGAGGAAAGGUGGAUUUUCAUAUUUUUUGGCCGAGUGUCGUGUUUUGAUUGGUUCCUGUAAAACUUGUGAAUCUUUGUAAUUACUAAUUGCUCUUCCGUUCGUUGUUCACGAUUGCGGUGAGAGCUGAUGGGUGAUGGGGUGAGAGGCUUAAGGCUUUCUCAGAAGAUGGUGGGUGGCAAUAGUUGAAAGUUGUAAAAAAAGUAGCAGCAGUCAUAAGCACAACAACAACAACAACAACAACAGCAAAACAAAACAAAACAGAAGAG
Molecule: messenger RNA, 2362 nt
Organism: Chara braunii
Lineage: Eukaryota; Viridiplantae; Streptophyta; Charophyceae; Charales; Characeae
Source: the annotation of a GenBank genome assembly